AUGUAUAUUCCUCACUCUUCUCCAAUAUUGCUAAUAAUAAUACCAACAAUUUUGUUGUUUCUAUCACAAAAGACACAAGCAUUAUUUCAACAUGGGAGAUUUUCAACAAGCGCCUUGUAUAAUGUGCCUGUUGGCCUUGACGAAAUUCAAGGAACUGUAGUUGCCUUUGCGGAUUUCAAUUCAGAUAAAUAUACAGAUGUCUUUGUUUUGAGCGAAAACCAAACCGUCGUGAAUGUUUAUACUUGGCAUCACAAAAAUUGGAGAUUUGAAAAAUCAGAGGCUCAAAUUACUAUUAAAGAAUUUCUGAUAACGAAUAUUUUGCCCGGUGAUUUUAAUUAUGAUGGAAAAUUGGAUGUGCUGGUUAUGGGACAAAGAUAUAAAGCAGACAAAGAACUUUUUAUGCGUGUUUACUUGGGGAAUGGAGACGAUGCUUUUGAUGAAAAUUAUCUUCUAAUCCCUUCGGCAAAAACAUCCCAACCAAUUCCAUUUGAUUAUAGCGGAAAUAUGACUACUGAUUUACUUGGUUACAUGUAUGAGAAUAAUGAUGAAUCGAAAUUAUCGUUGUGGAAGAAUCUGUAUGGAUCUGAAGUGCAGACUGGGGAUUUAUUCGAGGUAUCACCAAUAGCACUAAACGAAACUGACACUAAAAUGUGUAAAUGGGCAGAACCUCAUUCUAAUGCGUUUGUAGACUUGAAUGAUUUAUUUGUAACAUGUCAAGAAAAUUCUAAUAGUCCAGUCACAUUUCAAAUUUGGACUAAUUCCAAACAGAAUGGGUUUGAAUUUAGUCGUGCUGGUGAAUUACCUAAAGGAGCGGGUCAAGUUUCUUUUGCCGAUAUGGACGGUGAUGGUACAAUUGAUAUGGUCUUUCCAGUCUGCACCAAAAAUCGUUGUGAAAUCCAUGUCACCUACAACAAACAAAUUCCACUUUGCUCAAAAGAGACCAGCAAAAAGUGUCGGCAGUCUGCAAAUUUAUGCGUCGCUGAUGAUAAUUUCCAGUUUGAUUUAGAAGCUGAUGAUUCUAAUAUUGCAUAUUCGUUUGACGAAACAAUAAAGAUUUUAGAUUCUGGAUUUAAAGGAACUUUGCCGGUACCAAUUCGUAUAGGUGACUAUAAUCUCGACGGUUAUCCUGAUCUUCUUGUGAUAAGUGAUUCUGGUCAUGUAUCAUUGUUACAAUCGAUUCCAUGUAACGAAAAUUGCUCAAAACCUGCUGUUGCGGCGCAACGACGCACAUUCUCAAAAGUAUUUGCUGGCGCGAAAAUUUUGAAUUCGAUAAAUAAAGCCACUGCGGCUGCGUUUUUGGAUCUUGAUGAAGAUGGAACCCUAGAUAUAAUGGUGCUAGAGUCUACAUCGAAUUCAGAUUCAACAGCUCGAAAUAAACCAUUCGGUGUUAAUUAUCCUGGCGCGACAUUUAAAUUUACUGUACUUGACACCUCAGGACAUAAGAGAGCUAAUCAAGUCGCUCAAUAUUCACAAGCAGGAUACGUCUCCUUACAAGCACCGUACUCUCUUUUUGGGCUCGGUCGUACCAAUAAUUAUGUAGAAGAGCUUUUUGUGGGGACGACACGAAAUCAAUCACGUCAUUACAGUAGUUUUUCUGGAGUCAUUCCUAAUUCUCAACUUAUCAUAGUCCCAUAUCAGCCAUCUGGUGUAAAUAAUCCAAGCACUUGGUCAAUAAAACUUUACAUUCAUCCGGGAGAUUGGAUUCCAUGGGUACUAUUGACUUUAGUCUCGGCGACUGUUAUUCUGGCAGUCGUUGUAUUUGGAUUAAAUUGGGCUGAGAAGAGAGAAGACGAACUGGAGAAACAAAAAGCCUUACACGUUAUAAACUUCGAUGCUUUGUGA
Ambispora gerdemannii is the source of this 1842-nucleotide messenger RNA. The record is from the annotation of a GenBank genome assembly. NCBI's taxonomy places the organism in Eukaryota, Fungi, Glomeromycota, Glomeromycetes, Archaeosporales, Ambisporaceae.